GGAAAACGUGUGAGGACUGAAAAUGUUUAUUUAACACAGAUCAUUGGAACAUAAUAUAUACUUAAUUUACCUUUUCUAUUUUAUCAUGAUUAUGGCAGGUGAGGCUCUGCCUCACUUGCCUCACCUGACCACACGUCACUGUGGAAGACAGUCUUCAGUUCUUGAGAAUCAUCCUUCAGGUGUGUCUCCCCGGCCCCGCCCCCAUCUGCGCAUAUUUUAUGCUAAUGAGCAGGUGCGGCGCCUCUUCAGGCGCGCGCCGGCGGCCCGCGGAGCAGAUGCACCGGAUGGAGGCCAGCAGGCGGCCGCGGGAGCUCAACCGGAGGGUCUUCAGCAGGUGAUGCUGUCGGUGCUGCGGAUGGAUCGCCGGUUCGGACGGAUUGGGCCUUUUCGCUGCUGCGUGACUGCGUGGCUCAUCCUCGUCAGUCACGCGCAUCUGUGCUGCUCUGCUGACAGAGAAAACCUCUCUGACUGGAGAAGCAGCGGGAGCAGCAGGAGAAAACAGGAGAAAUGGGACACCACUUCCCAGGGAGGGCAGACAGCCUUUGUUCUGCCGGACAUCAACACAACUGCCCCCAGUCAAUCACUGGUCGGUUGGAUUCCUGUGUCCAACCUGACGUCCUCCACAGAUGAAAGGACAGAAAAUGCCUCAUGGACCGACAGCUCUGAUUCGUCAACUGUUACCAACAUACCCACAUCGACGGCUAGCCAAAAACUACACAGCACUACAAAAAACAGUACAUCGCAGAUUAGGGCGUCAUCAGCCAGGACUACACCAUCCAAAAAGCCUCAGACCAACCCAGUAACUUUCCCUGACCAACAUCACAAAAAAUCCUUAGUCAGUGCAACACAAACCAAACUAGGACGUCCUGCAAUGGUGUCUACUCCAUCCUCUUCUAGGGCUGUACAGUACACCCAAUCAAAGACCAGUCCUGUACUUCACACCCAAAAAGGAACAACCACAGCUUCAAAAACUGCACAAGAACCUGGACAGUCACCAACCACCAAAAAGCAAGCACACGAUAAAAAAGGACAGAGUAUCGUAGAAACAACAAAUCAUUCCCAAACCAACAAAACAUCAAUCAGCCGGUCACCAAACAAGACAAUGCUCCAGAGUCCACAACCACCCAUCACUACAUGGCAGACCGAGCCACUGCAGUCCAGCAACACGGCAACAACCACAGAAACGCCCGUCCAAUUAUCAAGUACUGUUGCAUCACUCAGUCAAGUUAACGGUGUCAUCAGGCAUCUGUCAGUCCCAAACAGCACACCACCAGCCAGCCAGGUACAUGGUAGAAUGACACAAGCCAGCCCGUUCCCAGAUCCAGACCCAUCCACCCAGACUGAAAUGGCAAACCAGCAAUCUAAAGGCUCAGCAUCACAUACUUCACUGACAGCUAAGACAGUCCAUCAAUCGCAAGUUAACCUCUCACCAGUAACCACAAAACCAGCAGACACAUCGCAAGAUAUCAUUCUACCUCCAGUUGGGUCUGUAACAGAGACGAAACCACUGAACCAAUCACUUGAUGCCAAGAAAUCUGACAGCCAAUCACCAAAAAGCUCAGAGGCACCUGAAAAACUAUCAGGCAGUUCCUCAACAGAGAAGCCGGCCAGAAACUCUGCAAUUAGAACGCCACAAACUACGCAGUCACUGCCAAACACUGCACAAUCGGGACAGUCACCAAUAAGUAGAGAAUCUUUUGAUCAAUUUCAAAGCAUCACAGCUGCUCCCUACACCUCAACUGCAAAAUCAAGACAAGGUUUAUUUGACAGAAAUCUCUUACAAACAUCCUUAAAAACAUCAGCACUCAGGCCUUCAGGACUGGCUGAUGAACCAAUACAUACGCCACAACCUUCUGGUCCCAACGCACCAAGCAUGACGGCUACCAAUCAGUCACCAUCUACUUCUGGAACCAUUGAUCGAUCACAGAAUAGCUCAACACAGUCAACACCUGCUCUAGAACCCACAGCAAACCGAGCUUUUCCACCAGAGCAGCCUCCCGCUAAUGUUUCAGUUCUCACCAAGCAGACCAAGGAGGCCCUGGGAUCAUCCAGACGCAGAAUUUCAGGAGAGUCAUGUGAUUUUCCCUGUCUCAAUGGAGGACAGUGUGUUCAGCAGUCAUGUGACUGCAGCUUGUAUCACGCCACUGGACUCAGGUGUCAGACAGUCGUAAAUCUGGGCUUUGAGAGGGAGAUGACAUGUCGGACGUGGGGCCAAUACAACUUUGAGACCUUUGACGGCCUCUACUAUUACUUCCCCGGUCGGUGCUCGUACACCUUAUUGAAGGACUGUGGGGAAACCACACAGGGCGGGCUGGUCGUCCAGGUGCACAAUGAUCCAGAGUGCAGCUCCGCCCCCUACACCUGCCAGCGCUCCGUCAGCAUCUUCCUGCCAUGGGAGGGCGAGAUCCGUCUGCACGCUUCCAACGUUACUUUCAAAGGGCGAAGGCUGCAGCUGCCCCACCACCUCCACCACCUGCAGCUGGAGCAGAUCUCCCAGUACGUGCUGGUGACGCAGCAGCAGGGCUUCACGCUGGCGUGGGAGGGGCGCACCGGCUCCGUCUACAUCAAACUCAGCCCCGACUUUGUGGGCGGGACCUGCGGCUUGUGCGGCAACUUUAACGCAGAAGUCCAGGACGACAUGACCACGAGUUACGGUCUUCUGACUCACGACGUAGAAAUGUUUGGGAACAGCUGGAUGGAGAUGGAUCCUCAUCAGAACACAUGUCCUCCGGUUGGCUCCUCUUUCCCGUCUCCCUGUAAUGCUUUGGACGUUCAAGUCUUGAUGAGAGUGGAGGAGGUCUGCUCCAUGCUCCUCAGCCCCCCCUUUCAGAGCUGUCACGACUUUGUCAGCCCGUUGCCCUACAUGGCCAGUUGCUCCAACGACCUCUGCAGGUCCGGUCCCAGCGGUGAUGUGGUAUGCCAGGUGCUCAGCGAGUACGCGCGGGCCUGCGCCCACGCCGACCACCCGCUGCUCGACUGGAGGCGGGACAUUCCUCAGUGUGUGCCGCCGUGUCCGGCGGGGCUGCAGUACCGGGAAUGCAUCAGCUGCUGCCCGGCGACCUGCAGCCUGGAGCGCACGUGCAUCGACAGCCGGCUGGCCUGUUUGGACGGCUGCUACUGUCCUGACGGGCUGAUUUUUCAGGACGGGGGCUGCGUGGAGGCGUCAGACUGCCCGUGCGAGCACCACGGCGUGUUUUAUCCUGCUGGACAGAUGCUGCAGGAGGAAUGCAACAACUGCACAUGUGUGGGAGGAGUGUGGAACUGCACUGACCACAGCUGCCCAGGCGAGUGCUCGGUGACAGGCGACAUGUUUUUCCAGUCCUUUGACGGGCGGAUCUUUACUUUCCCUGCAUCGUGUCAGUACGUCCUGGUCAAAAGUCGCCUUUCAGGAAAAUUCACCGUCACCAUCCAGAACGCCCCCUGUGGGCCGGAUUUGGAUGGGGCGUGCAUCCAAUCAGUUAGCCUGGUCGUUGACGAGGAUCCAAGAACAGAGAUGACUCUGAGCCACAUGGGAGAGGUCUUCAUGGCCGGACAGUACCGCAUCUCGCUGCCCUACUAUGACGAUGUCUUCCACAUCCAGGAGCUGUCCUCCAUGUUCCUCCAGGUGAGGACGGCGUUCGGCCUGCAGCUGCAGUACAGCUGGGCGGAGUUCCGCCUCUACCUGCAGGCGGAAGAGCGGUGGAAGGACGACACGGUGGGGCUGUGCGGAACCUUCAACGGCAACAUUCAAGAUGACUUCCUGUCCCCAUCAGGAAUGAUAGAAAGCACCCCACAGCUGUUCGGGAACAGCUGGAAGGUCUCGUCUGCUUGUUCGUCCAGUCUGAGCGUCUCUCCCAUCGACCCCUGUGACAGCCACCAGCAGGCAGUGAGCUACGCCUCGUCGAUGUGUGAUGUGCUGAAUCAGGACCUGUUCGCCGCCUGUCAUGACUACCUCAGCCCCGCCCCCUUCCAUCAGCAGUGCCGGGCAAACACCUGCAGGUGUGGGACGCCCUGCCUUUGCUCCACGCUGGCUCACUACGCUCGACACUGCCGCAAAUUCUCCGUCAUCGUUGACUUUCGAUCCCACAUUCCUGACUGUGCCGUCAGCUGCCCUGCCACCAUGGAGUAUAGCAGCUGUGUGUCCUCCUGCCAGCGGCGGUGCUCCUCCCUCGCCGCCCUGCAGCGCUGUGGCGAGGAGUGUGAGGAGGGGUGCGCGUGCCCUCAAGGAUCCUUCUACAACCACAGAACACACACCUGUGUUCACAGGAGCCAGUGUCCAUGCAGUUUGUUUGGAGCCGACUAUGAACCAGGAGAUGUGAUGGUGACGUCUGCAGGUGUUAGACUCUGCCUGAACGGUAAACUGGUGUCCCAAAGCCCGGACUCUGAGAGGUUGUGUCCAGCAGGUCAGCUCUACCAGAACUGCUCGGAUGGAGAUGACGCCUUCCUGCCAGGAAGAGGUGUGGCCUGCGAGCGCACCUGUGAGUCUCACCUGCUCAACAUCCCCUGCUCCUCCCACGAUUCCUGUGUGUCCGGAUGCGUCUGCCCCCACGGUCUACUGAAACAUGGCGACGAGUGCUUUGAACCUGCAGCAUGCCCCUGCCUUUGGAAAGGAAAGGAAUAUUUCCCCGGUGACAGAGUGUCCUCCCCUUGCUACCAGUGUGCCUGCCAGGAUGGGACGUUCCAGUGUGCGUUUCGUCCGUGUCCGUCCAUGUGCACGGCUUACGGGGAUCGCCACUACCGGACGUUUGAUGGACUGCUGUUCGACUAUGUUGGUGCCUGCAAAGUUUAUCUUGUAAAGAGCAGUGCCGAUGCCGUGUUCAGUGUCACGGCGGAGAACGUGGACUGUUUCGACACCGGCGUCAUCUGCAAGAAAUAUCUGCUGAUCAAUGUCGGGGCGUCUCUGCUGUCGUUGGACGACCACAUGGGAAAACCAAAUCCGUCCAGUGUGAUUGACAGGAAUCAGAGGCUGUUCAUUUGGCAGGCCGGACUCUUCACGGUGGUUCAUUUCCCAGAGGAGGACAUCACCGUCCUUUGGGACCACAAGACCACGGUUCACGUUCAGGUUGGACCUCACUGGCAGGGACGGCUGAGCGGGCUGUGUGGAAACUUCGAUCUGAAGACGGUGAAUGAGAUGAGGACUCCGGAGAACAUGGACUCUCCCACGCCACAGGAGUUUGGGAACAGCUGGACCGCGACUGAGUGUGUCAACAGUCCGGACAUCAGACACCCCUGCAGUCUGAACCCCCUCAGAGAGCCUUAUGCCAAGCAUCAGUGUGCCGUUCUUCUCAGUGAAGUCUUCCAAACCUGCCACCCAGUGGUGGAUGUCAGCUGGUUCUACGAGAACUGCCUCGCAGACACGUGCGCCUGCAGCCGUGGGGGCGACUGCGAGUGCUUCUGCAGCAGCGUGGCGGCGUACGCCCAGCGCUGCUGCCAUGAGGGCGUGCCUGUCGAUUGGCGUUCUCCUUCUCUUUGUCCUCAUGAUUGUGAGUUCUACAACAAAGUUCUGGGAAAAGGCCCCAUCCAGCUGUUGACGCUCAGAGAUCCCACCGCUGUGGUGGCGGCCAGCAGGUCCGGCGGCCUGGUGUUCCUGCAGCAAGCCAACACCAGCGCCCCUGCCGCCGCCGCCGCCGUCUUCUCCCAGUUCAUGAUGACUCCAGGCCUCAGCAAAGCUCGGCGACACGAUUCCUCCCGGGUCUCCUUUGAAGCGGCAGAAAGACCCAACUACUUCCUGCAUGCGAGUCAGACUGGACAAAUGAGGCUGGCCAAGUGGGAGAACAGUGAGAGGUUCUGGACCGGAGCCACAUUCAUCAUCCGCAGGAACACCUGGAUCCCGGGUUUCGACUCCUUUGAAUCCCAAGCUAAAGCCGGUUUCUUCCUUCACGCCAAGCCGUCACGGGUCCACCUGCUGAAGUACAAAGCCACGGAGAGCUUCCGCAGGGCCACGCUGUUCCGACUGGCUGGUCCUGGUCCAGACAGCCAACCUGGUCCUCGGUGUCAGUGGAGGUACGAUGCUUGUGUCCGCCCCUGCUUCAGGACCUGCAGCGACCCGUCGGCUGAAGCUUGCACCGGGAUCCCACAAGUGGAGGGCUGCCUUCCUUUCUGCCCCCCACAUAUGGUCCUGGACGAGGUUACCCAUCGGUGCGUCUAUAUGGAAGACUGCUUUGAGAUUCCAGCUGGCCAUGUGCCCACGACACCACCGGCUGCAGCCUUCUCUGCUCGUACCAGCCCAGGAACAUCUACUUCCACCUCUUCCAUGAAGACCACCAUCUAUACCACCAAGCCCAGCUCCCAGCCUGACACCGUCACAACCUCUAAAGCUUAUGGACCUUUCAGUACAAAGGAGUCUCCGCUUUCUCCAAUCAGACACCCAACUGCGGUGGAACCACUCUCUAGUGUGGUCGUGACUGAACAUCUGUCUGCCACUUCAUCAAAUACAACAACAAUCAGAUCACCAAGCACCACAGUUAGCCCAUUUACCCCCUCUAGAACCAUGACAACUGCUACAACUUCAACUACAACCACAGCAGUACCCUUCAGAACUUCAGUGGGGGGUUUGACCAUGAGUAGCAUUUCUACUGAAGUAUAUACAGAAGACAACAUCACAGAAACAACGGUAGGAGCCUAUCAGGUGGGAAAAUCUUCCACCCCAGUUCUUGCUACAGUCUCAGAGCUUUCUAUACACAAGGCAACUGUUCCCGGUACAGAUGUCACUGUAGAUACAGGAACCAGCACCAAAUCUACAACUGUAAAGGAACUACCCACAACGCCACCUGCCAUUCUGCCUGGUGUACCCAGUGAAGCAUCCACAACAUCUGGAUCAGUUUCACCUCUUGCAGAAAGAAAAACUAUAUUCAUGCCAACAUUGCCUUCAGAAGAGAAAAUACAGUCAGUCACACCAGUGAUACCAUUCAAUACCAAUAAAACAACACAGCAAACAUUACCUACAGACCUCUAUUUGGUGAACUUUACCACAACCACAAUUCCCAAGCUACUUCCCACAAAUUCCACCCACAUCAAACCUGCUUCAAUGGCUGCCUCAUCCAUCACUACAAACUUGAAAACAACAAGGGAAGUGACCAUAACAGAACUCCCAGAAUCUAAAAUUUCUGGAGUUUCCACAAAAGCAGCAUCUCCUCUUUCAAGGAUUACGCACACAACAUAUCCUGCCUCCUCUGUAUUCUGGCAUGGAGCUGCCCGAGUGACUGACAAAACACCCACAAGUGGUGUGACCUCUAGACCCCUAGUUGUUCCUGAGAGUUUCAACAUGUCCACAAAUCUUUUCACCACACAGUCUACCACAAUAUCAGUGUCUCCUACAGAAACAACCGCUACACCAUUGUCAGAAACAACAGAAAGCUCUACCUCUCCUGUCACUACUGAUCAAACUGCCAAGCCAUGGCAUCCUCCCCAUAGAGAAACCUCCUUUACCACCGUCUACAAACCCACUGUGAAGGCACCAUCAGAGGUCUCUUCAGAAAGUGUGGUUACCUCCACUACAGUCCCUCAACCUCCAGUCACACCUACAACAAUUCUUACCUCUUCCACAGGCAGAACAACCCAAACUACAACAUCAGAAACUCCAACUGCAGAAAGGGGAGCCACUACAACCAGGAAACUGGUUACCACACAACCGAUGCCUGGUACUAUUAAGAGCCCCCAGACCACAGCUUCAACAACCCUACUACCACCCACUGUUGUCAGCACUACACUCAGGCCUGUAGUUGCCCAAAGAAUUACAGAAGUAUCACAUGCUGAAACAGGAAGACUGCAGUUCACAACCAAAGAUACAACUCCUCCUCCUCCACCUGUCUAUCCUCUGUCAACAAGAAUCUCAGACGUAGCUAAAAGCCCAACUACUAUCCAGGACACAGUCAUUACUCUGCUAGUGUCCACACCAAAAUCUGAACCCACUACAAUACCUGACACCACCAAACAGACAACCACCUCCAGGACAACAGCCAGUGUACCUGUAGCCACAAAAGUUACCUCGAAUAUUACAUCAACUGGCAGGUCAACCAUCAGACCCACCACUGCCAGUUUUAUCACAAGAACAAAGCCAUCAGGAGAAACCACUACAUCAACCACAGUUGGACCAUCAACAGUGGUACCAAGUCACAGCCCCGCUAUCACGUCUAGAGUGUCACCUGCAGCUGUAGUCAAUGCAACAACACAUAGCAGUACAACAGAUCUUCACCUAACCACUAUAGUUGCCUCAGAUCCCAACAAUGUGCCAGGCCCCUCAUCUACUUCUACCCCCAUAGUAACCACUAGUGAGCUCACUUCAUCUGGGAGAGUCUCCCCAGCCAAAGAAGCUUCUGUGUCCCUUUCAAAAGUGCUCACACCUACACUAAUUUCUGAGAUUUCUGGUUCCAAUACGACUUUAGCUCCAUCUGACCCCACAGACAAAACAACAGCAGCUCUUGGAGUCACUAGUCCCAGUAUAGUUGUGCCUUCAGCACCUGCAGGAGCAACCAGUUAUAAACCAGAGGAUACAACACCUUUAACUGUACCACCUUCAAGGAUGUGCACUCCUCCAUAUGUGGAGAUUGUGGAUGAGUGCACCAAGUACAUCUGCGUCAAGAACCAGCUUGUCCUGUUCAACAAGUCCCAGAGCUGCCCUUUCUCAGCUGAACCGCCAAAUUGUGGCUUGCUCGGUUUCGCAGUUUUAGUCAAUGGAGACAAAUGCUGCCCUAAAUGGGACUGUCCAUGUCGAUGCUCAAUGUUUCCUGAUCUAAAUGUGAUCACAUUCGAUGGGAACAGUGUUGCCAUCUACAAGGCGGCCCUGUACAUAGUUACCCAGCUGCCCAAUGAAACUGUUACUGUGAUGGUACAGGAGUGUCCUGCUGACUCAGAGUCUCUGCUUCUCUGGAACUUCACCAACCUGUGUCUGGUGUCACUUAACAUCACUCACCAAUCCAACCAUGUGCUCAUCAACAGGCUGCAAAGAAGGCUCUACGUCAACACGCGGUACGCUAAAGCCCGUUUCAAGAAGUAUGGCUUUGAGAUAUACGACACAGGAAACAUGUACCUGAUCCGAAGCCCGGCUGGCCUCAAGCUACAGUGGUACCACAGCACCGGCAUGAUGGUGAUCGAGACAGACAGCAAGGUUCCAACAAUGGGCCUCUGUGGUGUCUGCGAUGGAGACCCAACAGAUGACCUCACCCUUCCCAACGGUUCCGUGCUGGGAGCAGGUGAAGAUCCAGCUCUAUUCAUUGACAGCUGGCAGGUCUCCAACACCACCAGCUACAUCAGCCAAAGCCGUCGACGGGACCUCAACUGCUCCACCAGUGACUGCUCCACCUGCUUGUCCAUGCUGGAGAACGCCACGUUUACAGCCUGCCACGCCUUUGUGCCUCCCAGCACCUUUUGUGAGGUUUGGGUGCGAGACUCUGAGUACGUUAAUAACCAGUGUGUGGCUCUGGCUGCAUAUGUGGCAUCUUGUCAUAAGUUCAACAUCUGCAUUGAAUGGAGGAGACCGAACUACUGCCCCUUCAUAUGUGCCGCCACACUUCGGUACCAGGCGUGUCUGCCGGCAUGCACCUCUCAGUCUUGCCCGAAUCACGACUUCGAUGCAGAUCCAGAGCAGUGCUCAGGCUUGACUGAAGGCUGCGUCUGUCCUGAGGGAACCCUCCUCCAUCGACAGUACUCUGCACUCUGCAUCCCCCCUGAGAAAUGCGCCUGCACAGACAGUGCUGGUGUUCCCCGCGCCAAUGGUGAGGUCUGGAAAGCCUCCCGGGACGGCUGCUGCAUGUACCGCUGCGACAAUGACACCAUCCUGCCCGUGCAGGACGACUGCUCCCGUUUGCCUCAGCCUGUGUGCCAGCGGGCUGGAGAGAUGAUCAUCAGCAUGGCCCACGAGUCCAGCUGCUGUCCACAUAAAGUCUGCCUGUGUAACCAGAGCCUGUGUGACCAGGUGCCCCCCAUCUGUAAAUAUGGGGAGAAGCUGGUGUCGUACCACAGGGAGGACUCCUGCUGUCCAGACUAUGUUUGUGAGUGUGAUGCUGGACUCUGCGUGGCAAACAUCCCCACCUGCAGAGAGGAUCAGACCCUCGUUGCCACCAGAGCGGACGGCAGCUGCUGUGUGGCUCAUAUCUGCAUGUGCUCCUCCUGUUUGCUCACGGCCCCUGUCUGUCAGGACGGCGAGGUGAUUGCUGUCAACAACGCCACCACAGAUCGCUGCUGCCCCGUUUACCAGUGUGUGUGUGAGCCCUACAGGUGUCCUCAGCUCAGCUGUCCUCUGGGGAUGUCGGUGGUGGCCAUGUCCACUCCGAACCGCUGCUGUCCAAAGCAGACUUGUGAAUGUGCCUGUGAGAAGAUCCCUUUCCCAAACUGCCGCCUGGGGGAAACUGCUCAACUGGACCAGGCAUUUUUGUUUGACCUGCAGAACCCGUGUUCCUGUAAAAGAUACAGGUGUGUGCGCGAGGAAGUCUGCGUGUUUGGUGAUCGCAGUGUUCUGCAGCCAGGCCAGACUCUGCUGGAGCACAGAGACGGGGGUCUGUGCAUCACCAGGCAGUGCAGCCACGCCCGUGACCCGGCCAGCGGCUUCUACCUGCUCCAGACAUCCAGUGUCAACUGCUCCGCCCACUGCCAAGCAAAUCAGAUCUAUGUGCCUCCCAAAGACCAGUCAACUUGCUGUGGAGUCUGCAAGAACAUUUCCUGCCUCUACCAACAUGAAAAUGGAACCACAAGUCUCUACAAGCCAGGACGGUCCUGGGCUUCAAACUGCAUGAAGUUUGACUGCAGCGACACUCAGUUUGGACCGACGCUCAUCACCUAUGCCUUUAGCUGCCCCCCCUUCAAUGAGACGGAGUGCAUGAAGAUUGGUGGAACCGUCGUAAAUUACAUGGACGGAUGCUGCAAGACGUGUACUGGAUUCCACCUGUUCCCUUUCCCUGUUAGCACAGUGACCCCCACAGUAAACACAAACUGCGAAAGAGGCAAAGAGGACGGAAAGUCUUGUCAGAAGGUGACGGUGCGGAUGACGAUCAGGAAAAACGACUGUCGCAGCAACAGACCAGUGAACAUUGUGUCGUGCGAUGGAAAGUGCCCGUCAGCGAGCAUCUACAACUAUAACAUCAACACGUACGCUCGCUUCUGCAAGUGCUGCAGGGAGACGGGGCUGCAGCGGCGCUCCGUGCAGCUCUACUGCAGCAGCAACGCCACCUGGGUCACCUACUCCAUCCAGGAGCCCACCGACUGCUCCUGCCAGUGGUCCUGACCCGCAGCCGGCCCAGGACACGCACACGCAGGCACCAACACACACGGAAGAGGACGUCGGAGCCGUGGUGCUCCUGGGACUCGGGAGGUCGGGACAGACUGACCGUUAAUGUGGGAGGGGUUCUGCUGUCAGCUCGUCAUCAUCACCGCAGGGGGAGCUGCUGCAGUUUCAGCCACAGGACGCAGCAGCUCAAAAUGUUUCACGGUUUCAGUGAAAAAACUAAUUUCCCUGAAAGUCAGUGAGCUCUUCUCUGUUUCUGUACAAUUCUUAUGGUGUGUUGAACAGCAGUCAGAUACAAUAAAGGCAUCUGCAAAUCCUUAA
Molecule: messenger RNA, 11518 nt
Organism: Oryzias latipes (Japanese medaka)
Lineage: Eukaryota; Metazoa; Chordata; Actinopteri; Beloniformes; Adrianichthyidae
Gene: otog
Product: otogelin
Biological process (GO): L-arabinose metabolic process
Cellular component (GO): extracellular matrix
Molecular function (GO): alpha-L-arabinofuranosidase activity; protein binding
Source: RefSeq, a predicted model, not a curated record